Psammomys obesus (fat sand rat) is the source of this 534-nucleotide messenger RNA. It is a transcript of the gene Pfn1, whose product is annotated as profilin 1. Gene Ontology annotation, molecular function: actin binding. NCBI's taxonomy places the organism in Eukaryota, Metazoa, Chordata, Mammalia, Rodentia, Muridae. Gene Ontology annotation, biological process: positive regulation of actin filament bundle assembly; actin cytoskeleton organization; regulation of actin filament polymerization. The record is from RefSeq and is a predicted model, not a curated record. Gene Ontology annotation, cellular component: cytoplasm.
CCAGCUGAGGUUGGUGUCCUGGUAAGCAAAGACCGAUCAGGUAUUUUCGUGAAUGGGCUGACACUUGGGGGCCAGAAAUGCUCUGUGAUCCGGGACUCGCUGCUGCAGGACGGGGAGUUUACGAUGGAUCUUCGUACCAAGAGCACCGGAGGAGCCCCCACCUUCAACAUCACCGUCACCAUGACCGCCAAGACGCUAGUCCUGCUGAUGGGCAAAGAAGGUGUCCAUGGUGGUUUGAUCAACAAGAAAUGUUACGAAAUGGCCAAUCACCUGCGGCGUUCCCAGUACUGACCUCAUCUGCCCCUCCCCCACCACUCCCUACAGCUUUUGCACCCCCUCUUUCCACACACACACCAUUAUUUUUUGGGCCAUUACCCCAUUUCCCUUAUUGCUGCCAAAACCACAUGGGCAGGGGGCUGGGGCUGGAUGGACAGAUACCUCCCCCUACCCAUACCCCUCCUGUGUGUGUUUGGAAAAUUUUUUGUCCUUUUUUUUUUUUUUCUUUUUCUGAAUAAAAAAAGAUUCUACUAACAA